AUGAACGGACCGCUUCAGAACCUACCCUCGCCGCAUGCUCACACCAACGGGUGUACUCUCCACUACCCACCAGUCACUAAUGGAAAUGCUAGUUCUUCACAGAAUCAGCCUGACCCAUCAGAAAGGCAUCCAUUCCUGCACAUACUCACCAACUUCACUCGCAUCGCAAGCUCCUUUCUCAGACAUCUCUGGAAAAGUGUGGGGUACUGGUCUAGACCCGCUGUAUCCCUCAUUGUAUACGGUCUAACUGUAUACACUGCGUGGACAGCACCGAACCAGCACACGCUCCUUGGGCGCGUGUCUCCAUCCCUCGGCACAUGGAUCCUCGCCAUCUUCGCCAAGGCUGGCGACAUCUGUUUCGCCUUUGCGAUUGAAGACACAUUUGACGCGCUCGCAUGGCGCAAGCUAGGCUCGAGGCACCGAAGAUACGACGUGGUGCCGCUGGAAUGGUUCUUAAGCAUGACAUCGAGCACUGGCAUCGAAGGGCUGACCAGACUUCUGUGGAGGCGGUCGAGGCUCAGAAGAUGGACAGUGCGAUACUUUGGGAGACUUUGGAGGGCUGAACAAGUCGUCCAAACGAGCGAGGGUGAAGGCGAAGUCGCUUCCUGGGAGAGAAGAUGGAGAGAUUGGUGGAAGGGUGGGAGAUACUUCAGAUGGCCGUUUGCGCGGCUGUUGUUCGUUGCUGUAAUGAUUCCUGGUCCCGGUAUCAUCCUUCUGGCAAACAUCGACCAGGCGACCGUAUUCUUCGAUGUACGGUCAAUGAACGUAUCCGCCGGACUCGCUACGUAUGAUCCGACUAUAGCGAACGCAACACGCAACGUCGUCGCUCCCAUAAUCUCUCGAUACAUGCACGCCUUGCUUCAAGAUCGCUCAUUGACAUGGCCUGUGGAUCCGAUUGAUCCAUUGUGCAGCACUGGCAAGAAUUGUAACGCGUCUCUCAUAGCCGGGCCUUACUCAACAGUCUCUCCAUGGCCCUUCCCGAGGGCGAAUGAGAGUGUGGGAAUAGACGGGUUCCGCAUCAACAACGCCCCAUUCUACCAAGUAGACAUGUGGGAUUGGGAACCUGGUACAGUGACUUUCUCAGAAAGUCGAAAUUGCGUGGUAUACGGGGGUCUCGACGCAUUCAAUGAGUUUUCAACAUCGCUUUGUAUCUCUCAGCAAGAUUCGGAAGGUGUACUUGCGGCAGGAUGGGCCUCCUGCCAGCUUGGCUAUUCCCCAACAAAUUAUAGCUGUCUUGCGCGAGGAGGCCGAGAGGAAUGGGGUACCUUCUUUCGCUUCUACCGCCGCAACGCAACGCUAGUCUUUUCCCGCUCUGACCUACAAAUUCUUUCGGUGACUGACCUCUCACCUCCGCAACCCCAGAACAUCACACCAGCCGCGCUCUUCACCGUGUUGGACACUAUACUCUACCGGCCCGAUCGUGCAGACAGCGCAUUAAAAUUCUACGACGUCCGGUCGGCGGAGUACCUUCUAACGCAGAUGAUCGGUGUGCAGCUUUGGUACUCGUUGUACAAUAAUUCGGCUGGGCUCCCCGUUGGCAGAGAUUGGCUGAAGAACCUUGUAUCGCUGCCAGUGUACGUUUUUCAGCCCACGUCUAUAGAGCUCGUUCCCUAUCUCCCAGCACUGGCUGCAGACAAUGGUACGAGGCCGCAACCUAACCUCCCACGCGAGAACUAUGUUGAAGGUGCAUACUGUGUCAUCGACAAGCGUUCUAUUCCCGGUCUGGGGACGGUCUACGCAUAUAUCGUCGUCGCAGGGCUCUUGCUAGCAUUUGUCAUCAUCGCCAAGGGUAGGGCGCUGUUGUGGGAUGACGUUGCUACGAGCGAUUUCGCCAUAUUUGAUUACCAUAUUUUGACGAGAAUAGUGGACAUGAGUGUACAGAAGAGGGAGGUUUCACCGGAUCAAAUAUUGCAGACUGCUGGCGGAGAGUAUAGUACGAGUCAGAUGCUUGACCAGAUUCCCAAUCUACGCAUUGGAUUGAGGUAA
Messenger RNA from Paraphaeosphaeria sporulosa, 1986 nucleotides. RefSeq lists its product as uncharacterized. The record is from RefSeq and is a predicted model, not a curated record. The coding region runs from base 1 to 1986 and encodes 661 amino acids. The transcript has 3 exons. Lineage: Eukaryota; Fungi; Ascomycota; Dothideomycetes; Pleosporales; Didymosphaeriaceae.